GUAAUUUCAAACAUAAGCCGGAAUAUAAUCGUUCAUCGCAGAAGACGGAUGCGUUACUUUGCUCUAACCUUGGUUCAUUUUGGGGGAAAACAAAUAAGAAAUGGACAAGGGAGAUCAAGUAGUAGCAUCAGAAUACUCUGAUGUGGAUGAAGAAGAGAGUUUCUUUCAGGAUGUUGAUGUUCUGCAGGAGCAUGGAAUUAAUGUAGCAGACAUAAAGAAGCUUAAAUCUUCUGGAAUAUGCACAAUAAAGGGGAUUCAAAUGUGCACUCGCAAAAAAUUAUGUGGCAUUAAAGGUUUCUCAGAGGCUAAAGUUGACAAAAUCAAAGAAGCAUGUUGUAAGAUUGGCACAGGGAUGGGGUUUCUGACAGCACUAGAAGUUAGUGAUAGGCGAAAAUAUGUUUUUCGAGUAAGCACAGGAAGCCAGGAAUUAGAUAAACUUUUAGGCGGAGGUGUAGAAUCCAUGGCAAUUACAGAAGCAUUUGGAGAAUUUCGAACUGGUAAAACACAGUUAUGCCACACAUUAUGUGUGUCUGCACAAAUGCCAGGAGCAAAUGGGUAUUGUGGUGGCAAAGUGAUUUUCAUUGAUACAGAGCAUACCUUACCUGAUCGUCUUCGACCAAUUGCUGAUCGGUUUAAUUUGGACCAAAAUGCAGUCCUUGAUAACAUUUUAUAUGCUCGAGCUUAUACAAGUGAACAUCAGUAUGAACUAAUGGAUUAUGUUGCUGCAAAGUUUCAUGAAGAACCUGGAGUCUUCAAAUUACUUGUAGUAGACUCUAUUAUGGCACUGUUCCGAGUAGAUUUUAGUGGACGAGGUGAACUAGCUGAUCGCCAACAAAAGUUGGCUCAAAUGCUUUCUCGUUUACAAAAAAUUUCAGAAGAAUACAAUGUUGCGGUCUUCAUUACAAAUCAAAUGACAUCUGAUCCAGGAGCUGCACUUACAUUCCAGGCAGAUCCAAAGAAACCCAUAGGAGGAAACAUAUUAGCCCAUGCUUCAACAACUAGGCUGGCCCUACGGAAAGGCAGGGGUGAAACCAGAAUUGCCAAGAUUUAUGACAGUCCUGAACUUCCUGAGAAUGAAGCUACUUUUGCAAUAAUGUCAGGUGGAAUUAUAGAUGCAAAAGAUUAAGUGAGCGUAACUGGAUUGACCCUGAUUAGAGUUUUGUAAGAAUAACUGUGUAUUAUCAUUGAUUGUUCAGUAGGAAGAUAGGAUAUGUAACUGAGGGCUAUUAAUGAUCAUAAUAAUG
This is a messenger RNA of Schistocerca serialis cubense, 1244 nucleotides long. Its product is annotated as meiotic recombination protein DMC1/LIM15 homolog. Gene Ontology annotation, cellular component: nucleus; condensed nuclear chromosome. Gene Ontology annotation, molecular function: double-stranded DNA binding; ATP binding; ATP hydrolysis activity. The transcript is spliced from 9 exons. NCBI's taxonomy places the organism in Eukaryota, Metazoa, Arthropoda, Insecta, Orthoptera, Acrididae. The coding region runs from base 101 to 1126 and encodes 341 amino acids. The record is from RefSeq and is a predicted model, not a curated record. Gene Ontology annotation, biological process: mitotic recombination; reciprocal meiotic recombination; chromosome organization involved in meiotic cell cycle.